This is a messenger RNA of Rana temporaria (common frog), 1449 nucleotides long. It is a transcript of the gene CATIP, whose product is annotated as ciliogenesis associated TTC17 interacting protein. Gene Ontology annotation, biological process: actin filament polymerization; cilium organization. Bases 250 to 1377 code for a protein of 375 amino acids. The transcript has 10 exons. NCBI's taxonomy places the organism in Eukaryota, Metazoa, Chordata, Amphibia, Anura, Ranidae. The record is from RefSeq and is a predicted model, not a curated record.
AAUCUACCUGAAUCCGGGCCACUUUUAUCAGCACCAGCCCCUGAUAAUAGAGCGCUGACAGCAGCCUGCAGUACACAUUUCUGGCCACAAGAUGCCGCUGGUGUACUGGAGCUCAGAAACUCCCCGGGCUCUGGUUGCUAUGGUUACCAUCUGUUGCCUUGGAAGAGACGCGGCCCGGACUGUGCAGAUUCCGUCCUCCGCUCCCGGGAUCCGUGUGACUGCAGGGCGGCCAUAGAACUCAGGCUCAUCAUGGAAACAACUUUCCCAACAAUAGUGGAGACUCGGGAACCUCUGAAGGACCAGAGAGCCAGCGCUGAGGCUCUGGAGUUUUUAUCCAGAAUAAGGCCCAGUGAUCUGGAUCUUUGUCUCUUUCCGGAGACUUUACAGACAUUGUCAGAUUCAGGAACGGAGGUCGGGGAUUUCACUGUCAGCGUCCAACCCGCCUACUAUGAACAGGAAGGAGAAGAGGAGGAAAGAUGUUUUCUGGUUCAUGCCAGCAGUCACGGCACCAUUGAUGGUGUGCCAUGUGGAACCUCCAUAGUCGCUUAUAUUACACCGAAGCUGGAAACCUUAGAACAGCAUCUUCACGAGUAUGUGAAGGUUAAAUCGCAUUCUCUUGACAAGAAAACUCACAUGAAGAGACAAGGAGACAAGCUAGUGAUCAGCAGAGUCAUUAUAGAGGGUCAGCAAAUGCAGCAAGAAACAUCAUCACGAUCACAUGACCUGAGCUCGCUGAGCGGAUUUAUUUCCGAAGCUUCAAACUUGCUGAUAAUGCGGCUUCUGGUGAGAAUGGAGAAUAAGCAAAACUUGGACUUCCUGGCCUUCGACGCCGAGAUGAAUUUGUGUAUUUCUUCUUAUAGUGACCUCGGAUCCCGUCCUCAGGAUAUCGGGAAAGACACAGUGGAAGUUUACGGUAUAGAGAGAACGAUUUACUCUGAGGAUAUCCCCAACACAUGGCAGUACUACUUCCUAUCAGAUGGGCAUUUGGCUAGUCGGGUCCAGGUCGGCUCUCCUGUGUUUGUCAAACUGAUGGAAAUGCCCAUAUUGUCUGAGCCUGAGGAACAAGAUCCUAAACCCGUGUUUGAGAAGCAGCCACUGAAUUGGCAGGACGAUGUGCAGCUCCAUUCUGAGUUCCUGGACAGAAAGGAAGAGCUGAUCUCAGAUCAUGACACGUAUCUCAGCCGCCACCCAGACAUGAAAAUUCUGCUCAGCGACUUCAUGCAGUUCCUUCUCCUUAGAAAGCCAGAUGAUGUCUUUACUUUUGCUGCCGAGUUUUUCGGCCCUUUUUCUUCAACAGCAGAGAGAGCCGACGCGUUCCGAUCCUCCAAGGUGUCUAACCCUUUCCGUGAUGUCACCGAUGAGACCCGAGAUUCUUAAAUAUGAAUCUGCAGCACAUUGCUGGUUCUGUACACUACUUCAACGUUAUUAAACACAAUUGAUUUUAAAAAU